AGAAGAUGUGAAUUUCCCCUCCUUCCCUUCUGCUCCCAGACUGACAGGUGUGACAUUUAAGACUAAUCAUGAGUAAGAACUUCUUGUCUAUAAAUGAACAGCUCAGUAUGGGCCAAUUUCUGAUGUCCAACAACGGGCAAUAUAAGGCUAUCUUCCAGGAUGAUGGUAACUUUGUUGUCUAUGCCGUUUCCAAUAGCCCACACAAGGCUGUGUGGGCCACGGGCACUGACGGAUCAGACGCUGUCCGCGUGAUCAUGCAGGCUGACGGCAACCUGGUCAUGUACAACCAAGCGGACCAGCCCAAGUGGAGCUCGGGGACAAAUAUCAAUGGAACGUGCGACAAGUGCCGUGUUGAACUGACCGAUUGCGGCACACUGGAGCUGACCAGAACCGUAACUGUCAUGUGAAGAUUAUAUCUUCACAUGAC
Molecule: messenger RNA, 427 nt
Organism: Etheostoma spectabile (orangethroat darter)
Lineage: Eukaryota; Metazoa; Chordata; Actinopteri; Perciformes; Percidae
Product: mannose-specific lectin
Exons: 3
Coding region: 69-407 (112 amino acids)
Source: RefSeq, a predicted model, not a curated record